CCGGCGAGCAGCGGUGGGUAAAUCAAAAUAAAUAAUAGGGAAUUAGCAGGAUCAUGUGCCUCAUCCUGUCGCUGGGCUGCUGUGGCUGCUCCUCUCCGAAGCCCUGCCACAAACAGAAACAGAAACAGAAACAAACGCAGGAGCAGAUCUGCCAGCAGCAGACCAGCAACCACCACUCGGACAACAUCCAACUGAACGAGACUCCGGCUCCUCCAUCGCCGUCCAGCCAGGUGACCACCAGCCAGCCGUCGCUGCCCAGCAUGAGUCCCAGCCUGAUGGCCCUGCCCCACAGGAUCGCCACGUCGAGCACCCUGAGCUCCUGGGCCGGCGAGGAGGAGCUCUACAACGUGGACGACUACGAGGAUCGCACCCCCACCCGGUGGACGGCCUGGUGGCUCAAGGGAGCCUCCGUCAGCGAUCAGGUGCUGGGCGGUCACUCCUCCGUGGUAUCCUGAAUCCGAACUUCGAACCGAAUUGCUUAAUUGAAAUCUAUUGGGAUUCUCGAAUUUUAAGCAAAGAAUACUAUAAUAGCUUGUUUUACCACAAUUUAAUUCGGAAAUGCCUUAAA
Messenger RNA from Drosophila ficusphila, 568 nucleotides. RefSeq lists its product as uncharacterized. The transcript is spliced from 2 exons. The record is from RefSeq and is a predicted model, not a curated record. Lineage: Eukaryota; Metazoa; Arthropoda; Insecta; Diptera; Drosophilidae. The coding region runs from base 54 to 455 and encodes 133 amino acids.